Messenger RNA from Ilex paraguariensis (yerba mate), 387 nucleotides. NCBI's taxonomy places the organism in Eukaryota, Viridiplantae, Streptophyta, Magnoliopsida, Aquifoliales, Aquifoliaceae. The record is from the annotation of a GenBank genome assembly.
AUGUUGGAGGCAACGGUUUCAUUUUCCGGAGAGAUGAACAUCAUUGUUGGACUUGAAGGUUCCAAUUUCUGGAGAGAGAAUGCGGGAGAGAGAGGGAUCGGGGAAGAGAAUGGGGUAUCGGACCUCUCGUCAUUGCCGGAAAGUUGCAUAUCGGAGAUCAUAUCCUUGACAUCACUCACGGACGCAUGCAGAGCAACAGCGAUCUCAUCGGCGUUCAAGUCAGCUGCUGAUUCCGACACCGUGUGGGAGAAAUUCCUGCCGUCUGAUUAUACGGAAAUCCUAUCGAGGUCCGUCACUCCGGUAGUAUACUCCACCAAAAAGGAACUCUACUUUCGCCUCAAUGACACUCCAAUCCUCCUUGAUGGAGGCAAUCUGGUAAAUCAGUAG